Messenger RNA from Symbiodinium natans, 4359 nucleotides. The record is from the annotation of a GenBank genome assembly. NCBI's taxonomy places the organism in Eukaryota, Dinophyceae, Suessiales, Symbiodiniaceae.
AUGGCGCCUGUCGGCGAGGCACGGUGGCCACGGGACCCUGCGGUCCAGGUCAAAUUCAAGGCCAAAACACAGCAAACCGUUCAGCAAAACAUUGUUUGUCCUGACAGUCUGCGAGCACGAGUAGACGAGUGCAGCUGGUGCCACCACACGCGGCAGGGCUGGUGCGACAACUCACUUUGCUUCUACUGUGAGCAUUGCUGGGGGGAGUAUGAUACCCAUCAGGGUGCUGGUGAGGAAUAUGCUGGCAAGCUCUGGCAUGAGGAAAUCCUUGCGGCUGAGAACAUUGCCGCUGAAAGCGACGAUGUUGACAGCGGGGUGCUGCAGGCCAUGAAGAAUGCCUUGCAAGAAAUAGACGCGAAGCACAUACAUGCAAGCGGUGCCGGGGACAGUGAGGACGAAAUCUCUGAUCAUGAGGAGGUUCGGAACAAGGUUCCUGAGCUCAAAGGUACGUUCAGCCAAGCUGGCAGACCACUUGAGCUGAGUGCCGCGCUCCCUGAGCUCCACCAGGCCCAUAUUAUCGUGAUCGUAGAUACUUCUGGCUCCAUGCGCACUAUUGAUGUGAAGCCCGACGAGGGCAGCAAUUGGGUUUCCCGUAUGGCGGCCGUGACGGUGACGCUCUCCUCCUUCUUUCAGAAACAGGCACAAGCAGUUUGUCCACACCGUUUCUCCCUCAUCUCGUUCAGUGAGAAGCCGCGCUUGCACUUCAAGGCACAGACAGCCGCGGCAGCUGCCUUGCAGGUGAAGCAGGCUUUCAAGUCUGCAGCCAGCCGUGGGACACAUUUCGUGUCAGGGUUGGAGUCUGCCAAGAAAAUCUUCGACCAGGCUACUGGGACACCUCACUUGCUUAUCUUUAGUGACGGCCGUCCGGCAGAUGGGCCACAGACUCUCAAGCUCGUGCAAGCCAUGAUGAAGGAGCACACGUCGCUCCGAAUUCAUGCCAUUGGAUUUGGAGACGGCUUGGAUUUCGAUGUGCUACAGCAACUGACAUCCAUUGGGCGAGGCACCUUUGCCCCGUCUGGUCGGUCGAUCGCUGCGCUGCACGGAGCUUUCGCGUCUGUAACAUCGACGAUAACUAAGACGCAGACUGUUACCAGCCGCACGAGCAAGUCGAGCACAUUUUCUUUCCAGGGUGGCCAAGGCCAGUCAAGCGGUGACGAUGUGCGGCAUGGUUCCAGAGACAAAACAUUGGAACUGAGAGCUGUGUGCUUCGAGCCUGCCAACCAAUUCUUCUGGGGCAACAAUCGAUCCGUCAGCUUUCAGAUCACUCGCCGUGGCCUGAACUUCACUGACAAAGGCUUCCGUGAGUGGGUGUAUGGGCAUGCAUUCUCCAAUCAGACUGUGUCCAUCAGACUGCAACCCUUCACUGAGGGUGGCAUGCGCCUUGUAUACUGUUUCAAAGACUCCUCGAUUCCUUUGCACAAGGAGCAGGAGUGGGACCACUACACGAUGCAAGCAGCCGGCACAGAUGCCCGCAUGGUUGCGAAACUGUCGAGGUACGUCGACGACUUUCACAACUCCUACGAAGUUGUCUCCGCAUAUGCAAAGAGCAGUGCGCUGGCGAAGUGGUACUCUCGUAUCUUCAUGCUUGCUGCAGCAGAUCGGCUCGGCCUGAAGGGUCGCAGCAUGGCCAAGAUCAUCUUCGUAGAGUGCUACAUCUAUGAGGUAGCCGAGGGAAGUACCGCCCCCACAAAGUACUUUGUUGGUGAGCGAUAUUUGCCGGGAGCCUUCCUAAAGUACAACUCGAAUCAUGGCUACGUGAAUGAGGAAGCCCCCGACACGGAAAUUGCACAGGCAUUCUCGCACUUCACCUUUGAUGCAAGUGGUGGCAAGUACAUGGUCCUUGACUUGCAGGGUGUGUACAUGGAUAAAGCCCAUCGAAGGCGGCCGCACAUGAUCAUGACCGAUCCACAGGUGGUGUCCGACGACAAAGCUUUCGGACCGGGCGAUCUUGGCGUAGAAGGUAUGCGGGCCUUCUUCAACAGCCACAAGUGUGGAAGCACCUGCCAGCAAAUGAAAUUGGAUCCACACAACUUGAAGAGGCUCCGAAAUCUGGCCCGGAAGGAAAAAGCAACUUCAAGCCCAUCCGAAACAAACAGCCAAGCCGCACCUGCACCAGCACCGGUCAUACCGAGUGCGGUCACACCGGCUGCUGUGACAGCGGCACUGCCCGUGCUGCCUGCGCCAAACCAAUCUGGAAGCAUCAAGAGCUUGCGGGCUGCUGAGCCAGCAGAGCCUGCGAGGCUGGAAGCUCCAGUGCAAACUGCGAUGCCGCCAUGGGCAAUGAGCCAGAGUGCGGCGGUAUUCCGAACAGGUUCGGAGCAUGUGCCCGAGGCACGAUUGAUCAAUCGGCAUCCAGCCGUUUUCGGAGCCAAGACAGAAGGGCCUCUGUCCGCUGUGAUGGCUCGCUCACCAGCUGUCUUAUCCGGCAGACCUGAUUUCGAUGCCUGGCUGCAGAGUCACCAUCAGCAAACGCUGCAACACUUGCAACAGCAACAGGCUCAGAUUGCAGGAAGGCUGCCGCCCGACAGGACCAUACCAGCGCCGCCAUCAGCGCCCCCUGUCAUUCCUCGCAAAGCGCCGCCGGUCUCAAACAGUCCAGCCGGACCGCCUGCAGCACCCUUGGCGGAACCCGGCUCAGGCAAAGGCAGCCUUACAGGCUCGCAAGGCGCUGCGGGCAGCCAAAUCCCUGCGGCCUCACUGCAGCCACUUCAGUGUGCAGAAAGGUCCUCGGAUUCUACGGCGGAUCGGGCGAGCCCCCAACAGGACGCCAGGAUGACGAUCAUCUAUGGCCCGGGUGGACAGAAGCUCUCGGCAUCGUGCGCUGGUCGAGGAGACGUUACGAAGGCCAUUGCUGCACAGUGGUCAAUCCCCGACGAGGAGCAGCUGCUGUUUCAAGAGACGUCCUCACAGGCCGGGACGGACUUCUUCCGUCUCGAGCGCAAGAUGGACCCAAGAAAGUUGAGGUUCACCCAGGCCAGUAUCAGUCCAAGCUUCCGCGAUGGGCGUCCCAUUUUCCAGCUCAUGAACGACCUGAACUCUCAAGAGGUCGACCCUCUUCGCGAGCUCGAGCCCUUGGAUGUGGUGUGGCACGAGGGGCACUGGCGGUCUCUGUCGAAUCGUCGACUCUGGACGCUGAAGCACUGUACAGCGGCGAUGACCGACCAGGCACUUUUCGUCCGGGUUCGCGUCCGACAGCCGGAUGCCGAGUUCCGGGCAAAGUUGACCAGCACCAAUGACGGUGUGUCGGAGUUUCAGCGUGCAGCCAUUGGCAGCCUAAGGCUUCAGGUGGCUAAUGUGAUGAUGUUGUUGCAUGACAUCAAUUUUGAUCAAAAUGAGGAGGUCAAGGAGGAGGUAGAAGAGCCGCAGGAGGAGGAGGAGGAGUUCAAAGAGGAGGCCAAGGAAGAGGUGAACAUCACCCUGUCCGAACGGACGCGCAAGAACGAUGAUGGCUGCACUCCAUACCCCAAGCGACCCCGGCUUGGUGGGCGGCUUGGUCAGGAAGUGGACUCCGCCAAAGUGGAAACGGAAGCGGAGACGGAAGUGGAGGUCCAGAACGAGCUCACCGACCCGCUGCUGGAAGCUGAAGUCGAAGACCAAAUGGAGCUCUGCACUCCACCAGAGCGAGAGACGGCUCGCAGCGAUGCUUCUCCACCAGGGGUGUGCCAGAAAGAUCCUGCGCCCCCUCGCUUCGCCUAUCCUGUGGCCAGGCCUGACGAGGACACUCGCAUCGAGCAUUACGAUAUGGAGCAUGCCGAACGUGAGGAGGCGCGCGACCCAUCUGCUGCAGAAACAGUUGAUGUUCCAAGCAAGAACCGGGAGGCGCGGCGUCAGUCGAAGAUUGAAGAGCUCGAGAGCCAGGGCAUCCUUCGCCGCAUUGAUUUCGCGAAGAUUGCGCAAUCCUUGGUGCGUGAAGGCAAGGCGGGAUGGAGUUACGACUACAAGACGAGCUCGGUGGAAAACGUCAGAAGGUUCUUUGAGCGGUACACCAUGGGCAAGAACCGCGAAGCCUACAGAUUUACCAUAGAAGACAGCCGUACAGCAAGGCCCUUCCUUGCUCGGCUCUUGACCUGCCUUAAGGCGGAGCCUUUCCAUGGGAUGCCCCAGCUGACAUGGGAUGCAGCGAAGGAGAGCGCUGCCAGAGCCUUUUUCCAAGACGUUUACGUACUGGAGUUGAUCCCCCAGAUGUCGCCGACACUGGCAGACAUGCGGAAGAAGGUGCAUCUCUACAGCGUGGAGAAACGCCAUUGCCGUGAGCAUGGCAUCGGUGACGGCGAUGUGCUUAAGGACCGUGUAAACCGAGUUAUUCUGGAGUUACAUGAGAUGGGCUACCGAGAUGAGAUUGUGGAUGGCAUAGUCUAG